Molecule: messenger RNA, 1506 nt
Organism: Hordeum vulgare subsp. vulgare (domesticated barley)
Lineage: Eukaryota; Viridiplantae; Streptophyta; Magnoliopsida; Poales; Poaceae
Product: caffeoylshikimate esterase-like
Exons: 7
Coding region: 280-1308 (342 amino acids)
Cellular component (GO): membrane
Molecular function (GO): lipase activity
Source: RefSeq, a predicted model, not a curated record
GCGGCCAGGCUCCGCGCAGGCAGAUUUAGGUGUCUCGUCUCCGUCCGUCCUCCCGUCACCGGCCAGCACAGGGUACGCACGCUAGCACCACUGUCUUCAGCGGCACCAGAGAAUCCAACCUACGCGACCCAACCCUCACCUGCUCUGCCCCAUCGCUCCUCGCCGGCCUCCACCCGUACUUCCCCUCCAUCCAUCCACCUCCCUUACCUUCUUCCCAGCUCUUCACGCCGCCGCUCCCCUACGUGCCCUCCCCCUUCGCGCAAAGCCUCCAGCUCCAGGAUGGACGUCGAAUACCACGAGGAGUACGUGAGGAACUCGAGCGGGGUGCAGCUCUUCACCUGCGGAUGGCUGCCGGCCUCCACAUCGCCCAAGGCACUCGUCUUCCUCUGCCACGGUUACGGCAUGGAAUGCAGCGGCUUCAUGAGAGCAUGCGGGGUGCGGCUGGCGGCGGCCGGGUACGGCGUGUUCGGGAUGGACUACGAAGGGCACGGCAAGUCCAUGGGCACCCGCUGCUACAUCCGCAGCUUCCACCGCCUCGUCGACGACUGCGACCGAUUCUACAAGUCCAUCUGCGACCUGGAAGAGUACAGGAACAAGAGCAGGUUCCUCUACGGCGAGUCCAUGGGCGGCGCGGUGGCGCUGCUGCUGCACAGGAAGGACCCCACGUUCUGGGACGGCGCCGUCCUCGUCGCGCCCAUGUGCAAGAUAUCGGAGAAGGUGAAGCCGCACCCGCUGGUUAUCACCGCCCUGACGCAGGUGGAGGACGUGAUACCCAAGUGGAAGAUCGUCCCGACCAAGGACGUCAUCGAUGCCGCCUUCAAGGACCCCGACAAGCGCGAAAAGAUCAGGAAGAACAAGCUGAUCUACCAGGACAAACCGCGGCUCAAGACGGCGCUGGAGAUGCUCAGGACCAGCAUGUACGUGGAGGGCAGCCUAUCCAAGGUGAAGCUGCCCUUCUUGGUCCUGCACGGCGAGGCCGACACCGUGACGGACCCGGAGGUGAGCCGCGCGCUCUACGAGCACGCCGCCAGCACGGACAAGGCCAUCAAGCUCUACCCGGGGAUGUGGCACGGCCUCACCGCCGGCGAGCCGGACGAGAACGUUGAGGUCAUCUUCGCCGACAUCAUCGCGUGGCUCAAUGCGCGCAGACGCGUCUGGACGCUGGAGGAGCGCCUGACGAAGAUGCUGGCAGCGCCCAAGAAUCUCGACGCCGACGAGAAAGACCACGGCUCCACGGUGCCUCGGCGGCGGCGUGGGGGUUUCCUCUGCGGGCUCACCGGUCGGACGCAUCAUCACUCAGAAAUGUAGCAUGCAUGUAACAUAAUGCUACGAGAUCUGAUCAGCGACUUGAUCACUUGUGGCGCACCUACUAGGAACAAUGGCGAAUAAGGGGCGGAUGUGGGAGUAACACUCGUUGUAACAUAAAUAGAGGCAGACAUAUCAUUCCCUUCCCUCCAUUGCAGUGAACAUUUGCUCAAUAGGUAAAUCGUUUUCUUCUUUUCUUUA